UAUUACACCAUACAUGCCGGCGCGUUACCUUUAAAAGUUCUACUGAGCAAGUAUAACAAUUGAAACGUCCGUCCAUCCAUCAAUUUUCCUACCGCUUGUCUCCUUCGAGGUGUAAAAUAAUAUUUUGUUUAACGAAAUUUGACUCCGCAUUCGACCCAUCUCAUUGAGGAAUAGAAGGCAGCAAAUGUGUAGCUGAUUUUCCUUCGGAGCCAACGUCGCCCCCAUGCAACGUAAAGCUGUUGCAUGUUGUCCACAUUCACCCUACUUCGGCGAAAUUCCGAAUUAAAGAGCCUGGAGGAGCGUUGCAACAGGAUCCUGAGGAACAUGGAGGCCUCUCUCACGGCUCGGGACCGCGUCGGAAUCCAGGAUUUUGUUCUCUUGGACAACUACACCAGCGAGACCGCCUUCCUGGACAACCUGAGGAAACGCUUCCAUGAGAAUCUGGUUUAUACCUACAUAGGCACUCUUUUGGUGUCAGUCAACCCAUACAAGGAGCUGGACAUCUACAGCAAGAGUCAGAUGGACACCUACAUGGGCGUCAACUUCUUUGAACUUCCACCUCACAUCUACGCGCUGGCAGACAACGUGUUCCGCACCAUGCUGUCCGAGUUCAACAACCACUUCAUCCUGAUUUCGGGGGAGAGCGGCGCAGGCAAGACGGAGGCCUCGAAGAAGAUUCUGCACUUUUAUGCGGUCAGCUGUCCGAGUACCAAAGUCCUGAAUAACGUCAGAGACAGGAUGCUGGUCUCCAACCCUGUGCUUGAGGCUUUCGGAAAUGCCAAAACCCUAAAGAAUGACAACUCCAGUCGCUUCGGGAAGUAUAUGGACAUCCAGUUUGAUCACCAGGGCGGGGCAGUCGGGGGACACAUUCUCAGCUACCUGCUGGAGAAGUCACGCGUGGUCCAUCAGAACCACGGCGAGCGGAACUUCCACAUCUUCUACCAGCUGGUGGAGGGCGGAGAGGAAGAUCUGCUCCGCUGGCUGGGCCUAGAGAGGAACUGUCAGCUUUACCGCUACCUGAUUCAGGGUAAUUGUGCCAAAGUCAGCUCCAUCAACGACAAAAGCGACUGGAAGACGGUGCGGAGAGCCCUUUCUGUCAUUGACUUCAGCGAGAGUGACACCGAGCACCUGUUUGGAAUCAUUGCCAGCGUGCUCCACUUGGGGAACGUCAAGUUCGAGAUGGAUGCUCGAGGUUAUGCCAGUCUCAACAACAACCAGGAAAUGCAAUGGGUGUCAAAAUUACUUGGGAUCCCCGCUCAGGUGCUACAACAGGGCUUAACGCACCGAAAGAUCGAGGCCAAAAAGGAGGAGGUUUUUAGUCCCUUUUCUGUGGACCACGCUGUUUACGCGAGGGACGCCCUGGCCAAAGCUGUCUAUGGACGCACUUUCAACUGGCUGGUCAACAAGAUCAAUGAAUCGCUGGCAAACAUGGAUUCCUCCAGAAAGACGGUGAUCGGUCUGUUAGACAUCUAUGGAUUCGAGGUUUUCAACGUGAACAGCUUUGAGCAGUUUUGCAUCAACUACUGCAACGAGAAGCUUCAGCAACUUUUCAUCCAGCUGACUCUGAAGUCGGAGCAGGAGGAGUACGAGACAGAAGGCAUCGAGUGGGAGCCAGUGCCAUAUUUCAACAAUAAGAUCAUCUGCGACCUUGUGGAGGAGAAACACCGAGGGAUCAUCUCCUUAUUGGAUGAGGAGUGUUUACGUCCCGGCGAGGCCACAGAUCUCACUCUGCUGGAGAAAAUGGAGGAAGAGAUCGGCGGUCACCCUCAUUUUGUCACACACAAACUUGCCGACCAAAGGACGAGGAAAACACUGGAGAGAGGAGACUUCCGCCUGCUGCACUACGCUGGAGAGGUCACAUACUGUGUAGUGGGAUUUCUGGACAAAAACAACGACCUUUUGUAUCAAAAUGGAAAAGAGGUUAUGCAACAGUCGAAAAAUGCUAUCAUCAAACAUUGUUUUCCUUCGACCGAGCCGGACCGAAAGAGGAGACCUGAAACUGUGGUGACCCAGUUCAAGAGCAGCCUGGUGGGCCUGACCGAGAUCCUAAUGACCAAAGAGCCUUGGUACAUCCGCUGCAUCAAACCCAAUGAAGCCAAACUCCCGGGACGCUUUGAUGAAGUGCUGGUGCGACAUCAGGUCAAGUACCUGGGCCUGAUGGAGCACCUGAGGGUGCGGCGUGCGGGGUUUGCGUACCGCCGAAAAUAUGAGAUCUUCCUCCAGAGGUACAAGGCCUUAUGUCCGGACACCUGGCCCAACUGGAAAGGUACCGCUGCGGAAGGUGUGCAGUGCCUAAUCAAGCAUCUGGGCUACAAACCUGAUGAGUACAAGAUGGGCAGGACAAAGAUUUUCAUCCGCCAUCCGGAAACUCUGUUUGCAACGGAAGACGCCUUUCAAGUGUGCAAACAUAAGCUAGCUACAAGGAUUCAGGCCAAAUACAAAGGCUACCGCGUGAAAGGCGACUACCAGAAGCAGAAAGAGGCCGCCACUAAGAUCGAGAACUGCUUCCGAGGCAUGAUGGCGAGAAAGGAGCGAGAAAAGAGGGAAUGGGCAGUUCGGAUCAUCAAGAGGUUCAUUAAAGGUUUCAUGACCAGAAAUGAUCCUUCCAGCGCUGACAAUAGAGAGUACCUGGCAUACGUGAGGCAAAACUAUUUGACUCGGCUCAAGGAGAACCUCCCAAAGACGGUCCUGGAAAAAGACUCUUGGCCCACCCCUGCGCCUGUAAUGAACGAGGCGUCCCAGUUCCUAAAAAAGCUCUACAUUCGCCACAUGGUCCGUAAGUACGUCCAAGGAAUGACAGAGGAGAGGAAAGCACAGCUUGAGUUAAAAGUCCAGAGCGGCUGCAUGUUCAAAGACAAAAAGGAGAACUACCCCUUCAGUGUGUGCAGACCCUUCCUGGACACCAGGAUAGGCACUGAAGACAUAAGCAUGAAAGUCAUGCAAGCGAUUCGUCACGAGCGCGUCAAGUACGCCGUCCCCGUGGUCAAGUAUGACAGGAACGGCUUCAGGCCUCAUCCGCGGCAGCUCGUCUUCACUCAGGAAGCCGCCUAUCUCGUGGAGGAGGCCAAGAUCAAGCAGAGGAUUGAUUACAGCUCGCUGAAAGGCGUUUCCGUCAGCAACCUGAGUGACAACUUCCUGAUCCUCCAUGUUGCAUGUGAUGACAUCAAACAGAAGGGAGAUCUUGUUCUGCAGUGUGACUUCCUGUUUGAGGCCCUCACCAAGCUGUGUGUCAUUACCAACAAGUCGGACCUAAUCCAGGUGGUCCAGGGCAGCGUGCGAUUCGACAUCCAGCCCGGCAGGGAAGGCUUCGUGGACUUCCGGAGCGGCCACGAGUCGGCGGUCUACAGGGCCAAAAAUGGCCAUUUGACGGUGGAAUCAACAAGAAGCAGAUGAUUUGUGCACCGACCCUCGCUCUGCAUACUAUAGUAACAGCCAGGCUAUGCUGUUAUUGCCAAUAUUUCCGUCGUGGAGUGACUAGUUAGAGUAACGGAAUGUCCACUCACAUCCACCAGCCUUAAUGAGACAAAUAGACACUUAGAAGCAUUUCUAUUUAAGUCCUCCUUAAAAACUCAUAAUAAGGAGGGCACCAUCAUAAUAACUGCAAUGUUUAUACGUUCUAUUCUAUUACAUUUACUUUCGUUUACUGUUACAGUUGACUGGUGUUCUUGUGUAUUUGUAUUUUUUUUAAAGUUGUUUUUAAUGUAUA
Messenger RNA from Nerophis lumbriciformis (worm pipefish), 3706 nucleotides. RefSeq names its product myosin IHb (gene myo1hb). The record is from RefSeq and is a predicted model, not a curated record. Gene Ontology annotation, cellular component: cytoplasm; microvillus; plasma membrane. Gene Ontology annotation, biological process: actin filament-based movement; actin filament organization; endocytosis. Lineage: Eukaryota; Metazoa; Chordata; Actinopteri; Syngnathiformes; Syngnathidae. Gene Ontology annotation, molecular function: actin filament binding; ATP binding; microfilament motor activity.